Molecule: messenger RNA, 3090 nt
Organism: Hyaloscypha bicolor E
Lineage: Eukaryota; Fungi; Ascomycota; Leotiomycetes; Helotiales; Hyaloscyphaceae
Exons: 3
Coding region: 1-3090 (1029 amino acids)
Source: RefSeq, a predicted model, not a curated record
AUGUCGACUGCGAUGCCCCAAAUUCCUCCUCGUCCUACUAGGACUCAGGACCAGACCACUGGGAGCGGGCUCUCUUUGGGCAGCGAGCUGCCAAAGAUUCCUCCUCGACCGAUUCGGCGUCUUGACCGCUCCAUCUCGCCCCAACGAGAGAGCUUUGCGCGUUCCCCCCUCAACGAAACCCCCUUCCUCGCAAACCUCGGCAAUCAAGCAAAAUCGACGGUGUACAGCAGCUCAAGUGCCAAUGCCUCUAGCUCUGAUCUGCAACGCAGUCCCUCGAGUGUUGCUCUGCCAUCAAUUGGCCAGGAGGGGAAUGAAUACGCUGAGGUCUUUGCAGCCCCAGAGGAUCUUGGAACCUCACCUACACAAACUCGGAAUGUUGCAAACGAUCUGAAGCUUCAUGCUCCGAAGCCCUCUCUGCCAGUUUCCAGCGCCAAGCAGAGAGUUUCGACGGUGACUCGCACCGAUUCCGGCCAAGCUGCAGCUUUCGGCAUCGGCAAAGCUUCCAGCGACGAUAAGGAUCCUUCUGCGAGGCCAUUGAAGGCCAAGGCCAGUUUUGCCAGCCAGACUUCUAAUGGCACAGAACGCCCCCCAUCCAGCGCUGAGAGUGAGCAUGGGAUCCCGCAGAUUGGCCAAGUCGUGCCUAUGUACCCAAAUGCGGGCGAUGUUCAAGCUCCAUCCCCUUCACCAUUUUCUCAGCCAUACGCUCCAGGUAUUGGAUUCCACAAUGAUGGCACGAAACCCAGACACCAUGGCCGUAGGACCAGUGGCCGUGGAUAUGACAUGCCACCUGAUGCAUAUGGCCGGUUUGGACACGGGCAGCUCCCUCACGAUCGCUUCGAGAAGGCAUACUACGAAAAGCACCCAGAACUGUUCAGGAAAGAGCUUGGCCAAUAUGGAGAGGGUAGACCAGAAUGGGCUUUGAGUAGCGAAGAUUUGAACAAGAUUGUACGAGAUACUGCUAGUCGAGGUGUUGUACCUGGUGCUUCACCUGCUAUCAUGGGAACACCAACUGAGCAAAUUGGAUUCCAAGCGUCCGAAGAGUAUGCCUCCCGCAUGUCCUCUCCGCGUCCCCAGUCAGGACUUCAUCUGACACAGUCCAAUACGUCCGAUACCCACGUUGAUUCUCCGUUGGGAAAGGAGUCCUUCCCCACAGAUGCCUCAGGGAAGAACGAAUUCGAGAAAACCUUGUCCAAAGAUUUUCGUGCACCAUCAGGGGCUGCUCUUGAGAGCGAGACCGACGAUGACGACGUAAUCCACGUAGAUCCUCCAAGCCACCGUGUAAGCAAGAUUUAUGGGGGUGCUGGUCACAUGGAAUCUUCAGAGGACCUGGGACCUGGGGGUGAAGAUAAUGGCAUUCACGAUGAACAGGGUUAUGGGGCACCUAUUUUAGCAUCGGAUGAGGUUGCUAAAGAGCCAUUCGGGUGGGAGCUGCAGCCAGCUGUGUCGCCCUUGAACGAGCGCAGAGGCAGUGCUUACGAAGAUUCCGCAUAUCACAAUCGAUCCGGCAGUGCUUCAAGCUUAGCUGGCAGCAGACCAACAAGCCGACCAGGGAGCAUUCAUGGCGCCCUCCCCGGUUUUCACUCUACAUCGACUCCUUUGGAAAACUUGGACGAAUACGAACCGUUGUUCCCAGAAGAAGAGAAGAAGGCUGCCAGCACUUCGAAACCCUUGACCGCAGCUGAUCGAUUGAAGAGACCCGAGCUGAAGAACAGAAAAUUUCCUAGUCAAGAUAUUUGGGAAGAUACUCCCAACAGUUUGCAAUACACCGCUACGGUAUCAACACCGCAAUUACCAGAAGAUACAGAGGAGUCGAAAGAAUUCAAGCCUCAAGAAGGGGAGACUCCGGAACGAGCCUUUGCCAGAAGACAAGAGGAACUUGCAGAUAUGGAGUCGGAAGACUCUGAAAGCUUUUUACACAAGGAGAAGAAGCAGCCCUGGGCUCAAAAACCACAUCUCGCAGCGGAGACUCGACCAGGGUUGAAGCAACGAUUUCCUAGCCGCGAUAUCUGGGAGGAUACACCUGACAGUCUUCAGCUUCAAACCACAGUCGCCAAGUUUCAAUCUGACGAAAAGGACAUAAUGAGCCCACCAGACGACCAACCUACGGCGGACACCGCGACUACAACGAAGCCCCAGAUACCAGUCCGCCCAGCAAAACUAAAGUUAUCAGAAUCUCCUGAGAAGGGACAACCUGUCAUCCCAGAACGACCCUCCCGUGUAAAGCUGGCUCCACAAGUCGACUCGACAUCUCCACCUGUUCCGGCCAAGGCGAAACCUCAAGUUCCCGCACGACCUUCAAAACCCAUCAAGCGUGAAUCGUCAGAAAAUGUUCCGUUGACCACUGUGCCGUCAAAUUCUUCAGCCAAAUCUCUUGGUUCAGAUCAAGGAGCGGCUCCAGCCACUAAGCCAAAACCGCCUGUCCCUUCAAGACCAGUUGGCAGUAAAAUUGCUGCUCUGCAAGGUGGUUUUAUGUCAGACUUGAACAAGCGCUUGCAACUAGGUCCCCAAGCUCCUAAGAAGGAAGAGGUGCCCGAAGAAAAGGAAGAAGAAAAAGAGAAGACCCCGCUAGUCGACGCUAGGAAGGGCAGGGCUAGAGGUCCAGCUCGCAGAGCACCGGCGAAGAGUCCGGCCCCAGCCAGUUCAAUUGUGACAGAAAACCCCAGCACUUUGGCGUUCUCGAUGCCCUCGACGCUCUGGCAGAUUGAUCCAGAUGAGGAUUCGCUCCUCGUAACAUUGCAUCAAGAUGAUGCGGAGUCUCCACUGAGUACCAAAGCAGCGCAGUCGGAAACCCCAACUCUUGCGACUAACACCGCGGAGCAAGCUAUGCAUGAUUCGUCUGAGAUUGCUCCAGGAGCGGAGGAAACUUUAUACCCACCUCCGGAGGAUCUCCAUGUCCAGCAAAGCCAGGAGGCGGAGAAGGCGGCUGUGGCCGCAGGAUCUCUUGGUAAUAACCACGAGCAAGAGCCAGUGAAAGCAAGCGACGAGCCUCCUGUCAUUUCACCGAGCACACUCGCAACACCCCAGGCCGAGGAGGGAGAAUUGUCAGCAUCCACGGCGACAUUAAAACCCAGCACAGAAGAUGUAGAGUAG